AUGCCAGCCGUGCGGUCCUUCCACCAAGACGCUGCGGGUGCUGCUAGAGUCUCAGACAGUACUGCAGAACCUGCAGAGCGCACAGCAGACGAGGCCGAGCUGCUGUUGCUGCGAGGCGAGUGCAGCGAGGCACAGCCCAGAGCAGUUCCUGCUUUGCGCUGGUGUUCUGCGGCAGCGGUGCUAGUGGUGGUGGCUGUCGUGUGCUUCGCCGUCGGCCCCGCAUCAAGGCAUGGACUUCGUCAAGAGAGGGCCCGCAUGACGCAGGCCUAUGAGCAGGUGCAGAACGCCUCGCAGGCGCUGAGCCUCAUGGGCCUCGGUGGAGUGAGCCUGGGCGGAUGGCUUUGCUUGGAGGACUGGUUCUUUUCCAUGGGCAAAGGCAGGCUUGUCUCCAGCGCUCACGAGCAGGGCCAAGGGUAUGCGUUGCCUCCACGAAUACCUUCGAUGAGCAGUCCGUGGACAUCUGAAGGAUUGCUCACGCGACAGCUCAUCAACGAGCACGGGCAGGCUUAUGCAAUCCAAGCUAUAUCCGAAUACCGGACGCACUUCAUUACACCCGAGGACCUGCAAGAGAUCGUGAACGCGGGCCUGCGAACAGUCCGGCUGCCAAUCACCUGGGCAGCCUUUGCAGAUGCCCUCGGCCCACUAGACCAGGCUGUCUAUGCUUCCCACAACGCCGACCUGGACAUCAUUACGGUGCCGGAUCCCUUCUACAAGGACAAUGCUUCCCUUGUCACGAUUCCGAGAAAGUUGCUGACGGACUUCCUCCACGAGGCGAGAGCCCACGGACUGAGCGUGAUUCUGGACGUCCAUGCGUACCCUGGUGGUGCUUCUCAUGGUACCUACAAUGGAGUCUGGCCGUUGAAAUGUACCUUCUGGACGGAGAAGUCGCGGAUUGGAAGCACGAGUCUGACGCAGAUCGGGCUCUGGAUCGUCGAGAAAAUGGUGCACUGGAUCGAGAAUCUGGACCUGGAGGCGCAAGGCGCGAUUGCCGGGGUCACCCUCAUGAACGAGCCCGGCCACAUGAACCGCUGGAAGCAAUUUGCACCUGACCAGGCCAUCCUGUCCUGGCUGGGCGAAGCAUCAGCGAGAUUUCUGAGCUCACGCCUUCCUGUGGGACUAAAGCUCUAUGUGAGCUUGGUCGAGACAGCUUUCCAGGACUUCGGUGGCUUAGCAGUGCCCUGGUACCAGCAGGCUUUCACAUUGGAGGAGAGAAGAACUCGGGUCGUGGCAGAUGUGCACUACUACAUGGCUUGGAACCAUGGCAACUGCGAUGGGCGCAGUGAUGGACUUGGAGCCUACAGCUGUGGUGCCGCCCCUGCCAAAUAUGCAGGUGUGUUGAAUAGCUGUGCAGCUGGAUUCGCACGCAGCUCGUAUUUCCGCUGGGGUUCGCAAGGUGGUCUUGUAUCAGUGAGCGAGUUCUCGCUCGGCACAGCUGAUGCCAUAGAUGUGGCUUGCAAGGAGCCCACAUUGCUGUGGACUAUGUUGGGAGAGCAGCUGGCGGCGUUCAGGAAAUAUUAUUUCGAGAGUGUCAUCUGGACUUGGAAGAUGCCGUAUGCGCCUGACUUCGAGCCUGGCUGGUCACUGCAGUGGUUGCUUCACCAAAGCCAGCGCCUGGAUCGCACCUAA
Messenger RNA from Symbiodinium sp. CCMP2592, 1626 nucleotides. Lineage: Eukaryota; Dinophyceae; Suessiales; Symbiodiniaceae. The record is from the annotation of a GenBank genome assembly.